ACGAACGAUAGCGGAUCGCGGAACGACCAGCUCUUCUGCUUCGAACUCAGAAAUGCUUCAUCUCUCACUUCAUGCUCCGUAGCCAACAUGGCAUAACCACGGUUGCAGUUAUUAUAUGCUUUUGUGAUUGAUAAAAUAAUUGCUGCAGAAAAUUAACUGCGGAUAAUUUGUGACUCAAAAAAUAUCACAAAUAUAAACAAAAAAGAAAAGAACGCGGAUAAAAAACGCCGCAGACGAUAAUCAAAAAGGAAAAAGUUAUUUUUCCUUGAUGACAAAUGUUUUUGCAAACAACACCGGUGAUUCCGAUUAUCAUCUGCUGAAACUUUUCCUUCUAUCUCUUUUUCUUGUUAAUGACGGAUUUUGCAACGAUCCGGCAUUAAACGAAACAGAAGCAGCAAUUUCGACAUCUCCUGACGUUCAACUUCAAUUUGAAGAGAGGAUCUGACGAAGCAGUUAACUUUUCAUCUUUGGAGGAAAAUUUCUCGCUGCAAAACUGACGGAAUAAAGAGGAAAGUUCUUCUAGAGGCGGUGAAGGUUUUGUGUAGAAAAUAAUAGAGAAUCUUCAGACUGCAAGAUUAGUAAAAUCCAUCUGCUUUGUGUAUCUUACAUCAAUUGCGAGUGAAACCAAUAUUAUGAACUAAAACAUCGUUUUUAUAUCGUCCAAAGACAUUUUCGAAGAAAAUUCAAGCCCUUUAUGCCUAGUGGUUCAGAGGUGUUGUUUAUUAGGAGUGUAUCGUACUUUACUUGGAGUGCCAUAUCGGGUAUGAGCUAAAUAUGUGGUGCAAUUCAGGAAAUGGGAAGAGAUCUUAAACAUUGGAGGAAACUGAGAUCCUAAGAGGAUCCAGUCUGAGAUGUCUUCGAUUACUUACUUCCCGUCCGAGGAGGAGGACGACGGACUGGUGCAGGAAUGCCCCUGCUCUUCAGAUGAGAGGAAGAAAAGAAAGAGGAGAACAGUCAAAACCAGUGGUCAACCUUUCUUCAUCAAUGUCUUUCACACCGUGCUGCUGGCAGCAUGGGCAACUAGCAUCUGCCAUGCCCAACAUGAAGGAUCUGUCGUGGCAUCCUAUCGGACCUAUAAUGACUCUAUCAACUUUACCCAUGUUGUUGUGGACUAUCAAACUGGACGAGUGUAUGUAGGGGCCACAAAUUGGCUCUACCAGUUUAAUUCUAGCCUAGACGUUGAAUCCAACGUCAGAACUGGACCCGUUGAGGACAGCAUUCAAUGCUUUCCCACCGGUUGCUCUGACCAGCAGCUGUCCACUGCAAAUAAUGUCAAUAAAGUGCUAGUCAUAGACCAUGAAGCUGGCAUGCUCAUUGCAUGCGGGAGCGUGCACCAAGGAGCAUGCAGGAGGCACUCUCUUCAAGACAUUGGCAACUACGAGCAAUUACUUCCUGUUCCCGUAGCAGCCAACGAUGAAAACUCUUCAACUUAUGCCUUCAUCGGUCCCGCGCGGUACUCGGGAUUGUUGCCCUCCCGGGUUUUGUACGUGGCUACUACAAACAGUCGGCUGGGGCCUUACAGAGAUGUCGUUCCGGCAAUAUGCAGUCGGAGUCUUGAACCCAACAAGCUAUUUACCAUCAUCGAACGCUCCUUCUCGUCCAUUGCGCGCGUUGAUGUCAGCUUCCACUUACGGGACUACUAUCUGGUGAACUAUAUUUACGGAUUCCAUUCUGGAGAUUACGUGUACUAUGCAACUGUGCAGCGUAAAUCUCAUCUUCGAGCUCUGGAAGAGUGGGGCUACAUAACAAGACUCUCCCGGGUAUGUGUAUCCGAUGUGGGAUACGACACUUACACGGAAGUGACGUUGCAGUGCUUGGGUGAAGAUGGUACGGAUUUCAAUCUUUUACAGGAUGCCAGUGUGAUAAGGGCGGGGGGAGAUUUGGCAGCCGAUUUACACAUUGACCCAGGAUCUGACGUCCUGAUUGGAGUAUUUGCAGCAAGUAAAGAUCACACGACCCGACCUUCAGCCCAUUCUGCUGUAUGUGUUUAUUCUCUGGCAGAGAUUGAACAAAGAUUCACUGAAAAUAUUCACAUGUGCUACAAUGGAAGUGUUUUGACCAGAGACAUGGAUUACAUUGCUGGGAGUAUUAAUCAGUGUCCAGAACCUGGGGUUUUUUUAUUUGUUUCACAGAAAGCCGGAAAUAUACUGAACUUUUGCAAUGAAACCGUCAAGUUGAAUGGUUCAGUUCCAAUAUCUUCUAUGGCUGCUAUUGUGUAUUCUAAUACCACUUUGACCGGCGUUGCUCUGGCUGUUACAGGGCAGCAUACUGUUGCUUUUUCUGGAACUGGUGAUGGUGCAUUGAAAAAGCUACUCAUAACAAAUAGUAUGGAGGCAGAAGAAUUUGAAGAAGUGGUGGUGGACUCUGGGAAUCCAAUAAUAGCUGAUGUUGCGUUAGAUCCCACUCAACAAUAUGUAUAUGCUGCUUCGCCAUAUAAGAUUAGCAAAAUACGUAUAGAGGCCUGUCAACAAUAUAAUACCUGUGAUAAAUGUCUUCAAGCAAGAAAUCCUUAUUGUGGAUGGUGCUCUCUAGAAAGAAGGUGUACAAUCAAAGCUGCCUGCCAGAAUGCUACUUGGUCCUUUAGUGAUCGUAGUUCCCCACGAUGGCUGUCCUUGGAAACUAAACAAUGUAUAGAUUUUCAGGCUGUAAGACCUGAUCAGCUGCCUUAUAACAGCAUGUCUGUAGUAGAGCUAGUGAUUCAUCAGUUGCCACAGUUACCUUAUGGUGCUCAUUACUUAUGUGUUUUUGGUGAAAGUGCACCUAUUCAAGCUAGAGUAACACAUAGUGGGUUAGCUUGUAUGACACCUCUUGUAACAGCUCGACCACCUAUUUUACCAAAUGAUGAUCAUGUAAUUGUUAACUUAGCAGUUCGAUCCAGUGAAACUGAAACAGAUUUUAUUCAUCGGCCAUUUGUAUUUUACGAUUGUGAAGUACAUAAAACGUGUAAGGCUUGUGUGACAAGUACUUGGGCUUGCAGUUGGUGUGUACAUGAAAAUACUUGUACAAGUAAUGCAACAACAUGUUCUCGAAGAGUUAUUGUUGGAGAAAGUAAUCCUCAGAAUUCAUUAAUCAAAGGAAGACAGCAUUGUCCCAGUUUCAACAUAGAUGAUGAAAUUUUACUACCUAAUGGUGUACGCAAAGAAAUAUCCAUAGGUGUCAAGAAUUUAUUAACACCCUUGGAAGGAUUUCAAUGCGUUGUUGAAAUUGAAGGAGCUAAAGAAAGAGUUUUUGCUCGUGUUAGAGACAACACUGUAAUAUGUGCAGAAAAUAUGUAUACUUAUGAAGCUGAAAUUGGACAAGUGCAAGCAUCUUUAACUGUUUUGUGGAAUGGGGAUACUUUCAUUGAUAAAACAAAUGUGACCUUGUAUAAAUGUCACCUAUUGGGAAGCCAUGGGGGCAGAGCAGAUUGUUCUCUCUGCAUGACAAGAGAACGGAAGUAUCAGUGUGCUUGGUGUGGCACAUCUUGCAGCUACAGUGAGAGUUGUAUUGAUCCAGUAGCCACAUCCUGCCCACCUCCUCAUAUUGACUGGAUACAUCCCCUGAGUGGUCCCUUGGAAGGUGGAACUCUUGUAACAAUUGAAGGCAGCAACUUGGGGUCUAGUGAAGAAGAGAUACAGGAUAAGGUUACUAUUGGUGGCAUUCCAUGUAUUCCAGUAGAAUACAGUAUCUCGGUUAGAAUCGUUUGUCGAACUGGUGUAAACUUGAGUGGCCCUAUGCCUGCUGUAGUUGUUGUUGGAAAUAGAGCAGGUGUCACACGAGCUCAAGAAAAAUUCCAUUAUAAGGCUGUGGAAUUAACAGGUGUAUAUCCAAAUGUUGGUCCACAAUCUGGAGGAACUAGAUUGUAUCUUAAGGGAUCCAAUCUGAAUAUUGGAAGUCACGUUGAAAUAAUGCUGGAUGAUUUGCCUUGUAGAGUUGAGAGGUCCUUAGCAAGCAGUAGUCAAAUUAGUUGUAGAACAACUCGAUCUCCAGUGCCUUCUUAUGAGGUGUCUCAACUUAUUCUAAGAAUAGACGGUGCUAACAUUACUUAUCCCAAUCCUUUCACCUACACUGCUGAUCCUACAUUGCGCUACAUCCACCCAUUAAAGAGUUUUAUGAGUGGUGGUCGUUAUGUAAAGGUGAUGGGCACAAAUCUGACAUCAGUUCAACAGCCUAGAAUGGUCGUUUUCAACGAACAUAAUGUGGUUAAUGAAACGGUAUGCCAUGUUACCAAUGCAUCAACCAUGUUGUGCCCUUCUCCUGCUGUGCGUCCUGAUUCACUGAAGUUGCGCAGUCAGCAUUGGCGAAGCUAUGAUGAAAUGCGUUUGAAGAUUGGAUUUAUCAUGGAUGAUGUUCAGCCUGUCCGAGAAAUGCAGAACUACUUUCCCACAUUGCCUAAUGAAAUAAUUUACGUUCCUGACCCUAAGUUUUAUGUGCUCAGUAAAGAUGGAGUAAAAUUAUAUAAAGGAGAAUCUUUAGUCAUUGAAGGUGAAAACAUGAGACUUGCCAGUACUGAAGGAGAAAUUAAUGUUACCAUUGGAACUCGUCCCUGCAAUUUAACAUCUCUCAGCAUGACACAGUUAGUAUGUUUGCCUCCUGAAGUUCAACCUCCAGGCACUGAUGAAAUGGGCCGAAAAACUGAGAACAGUCUACCAUUGGUAGUUGUACGUGCUGGAACAAACCUCCGCUACCAGAUUGGCUAUUUGCGCUAUGAAGUGGCUAAAACUUAUGAGUUUCCACCUGAAGCUAUUGGAGGCAUUGCUGCUGCAGCAGCUAUUCUAAUCGUAUUGAGUCUGAUAAUUUUGGCUGCUCUGAGGCAUAAAAGUUCUCAAGCAGAACGAGAAUACAAAAGGAUACAACUGCAAAUGGAUACUUUAGAAAACAGUGUACGCUCAGAGUGCAAACAAGCCUUUGCUGAACUUCAGACAGAUAUGUCAGAUUUAAAUAAUGAUAUACAAGCAACAGGAGUACCAACACUAGAUCAUCGAACUUUCGUAAUGAAAGUCUUUUUCCCUGGUGUCACAGAUAAUCCAGUCAUCGAAGAAUGCAAACAAAUAAAUGGACCACAGAAUAUGUAUGAAAUUGCGAUGGCUCAAUUUGAACAACUUCUGUGUAACAGAAAUUUUUUGCUUGUAUUCAUCGAGACUUUAGAAGAACAAAAGUCAUUCAGCAUUAGAGAUAAAGUAAACGUUGCAUCUUUAUUGAUGAUAAUAUUCUUGGAAAAAAUGGAAUAUGCCACAAGCAUUUUGAAAGAACUACUACUGCGUUUAAUCGACAAAUAUGUGGGUACCAAGCAUCCACAACUCAUGCUUCGCAGAACUGAAUCAGUAGUUGAAAAAAUGCUGACAAACUGGAUGGCACUAUGCAUGUAUAAUUAUAUAAAGGAUCAAGCUGGAGGAUCCCUAUUUCUUUUAUUCAGUGCAAUUAAACAUCAAGUAGAAAAAGGACCUGUAGAUGCUAUCACACAUGAUGCAAGAUAUUCUUUGUCUGAAGAAAGAUUACUUAGGGAGCAAAUAGAAUAUUCUUCAGUGACCAUACAAGUAAUACAUGAAGAUCAAGAUGAAAAGAUACAGUGUAAGGUAAAUGACUGUGAUACCAUAAGCCAAGUUAAAGCAAAAAUUCUGGAUUACCUUUACAAAAACACUCCAUUUUCUCAAAGACCAUCCAUAUAUGAUGUAGAUCUUGAAUGGAGGCAUGGUCGUGGAGGCCACCUUAUUUUAGCUGAUGAGGAUCUCACCACAAAAGUAGUCAAUGGCUGGAAGAGAAUCAACACAUUAGCUCAUUAUGGAAUUCGAGAAUCUGCAGUCAUGUGCUUAGUAGCAAGAAGAAAAGACAUGAUGAACUGCCUUCGUUCUACAUUUAAUGGACCUCUCAUCUCUGGUUCACCUCAUUUAGGGAACUGCAUAGAAGAUGGACCAAGGCUUCGCUAUUGGCAUCUAGUCAAGAAUAUGGAUGACCAUCAUGACUUUCAGAAAGAUCACAGUCAUAAGGCAAUACCUGAGAUAUUCUUAACUCGGCUACUUUCAACAAAAGGAACAAUUCAAAAAUUUGUGGAUGAUUUUCUGACCACGAUUUUAUCUGCUAAAGAGUCCUUGCCUCCUGCAGUUAAGUGGUUAUUUGAUCUCUUUGACGAAGCUGCUGCUAGAUAUGGAAUUUCUGACCCAGAAGUAGUACAUGCAUGGAAAAGUAACAGUUUGCCUCUUAGGUUUUGGGUAAAUUUAGUAAAGAAUCCAGAUUUUGUGUUUGACAUUGAAAAGACCCCUAUAGUGGACUCUUGUUUGUCUGUAAUUGCUCAAACUUUUAUGGACUCUUGUUCUACUUCUGAACAUAGACUGGGAAAGGAUUCUCCCUCCAACAAACUUCUUUUUGCAAGAGACAUUCCUACCUACAGAAAAAUGGUGAACAGGUUUUACCAAGAUGUUGCCAACUUACCUGCCGUUACUGAGCAGGAGAUGUGCGUGUCACUGCAGAUGUUAUCAAUGGCUCAUGCUGGAGAAGUGGAUAGCGUAAAUGCCUUAAAAGAAUUGUAUAUAUACGUCUCAAGAUAUGGAAAUCAAAUUUUGGAAGCUUUGGACACAGACCCUGGGUGUCAGUCGCAGCAUUUAGCAGGCAAACUAGAGACUGUAGCAUAUACGAUAGGUGGUGGUGAAGCAUCAUUGUGCUGAAGACAUUGAAUCUUAAAUUAAAAGUGCUUCUCCAUUCCAUUGCAUUUCAUUAUAUGAAGUGCACACUGUGGUACAUUUCUGUACAAUCAUACGUUUGGACUGCAGUAGUGUGAAUACUUUUUCAAUUUUCCUAUGCGAAAAUUUUUAUGGAGAAAACAUUGAGUCAUCUCCUGCAUUUUGUGAUCAAGCCAUUUUGUAUACUAAUUGUGAAUCUAAACUUACGUUGAUCUAUGAAGUGUGUGUGUACAUAUAAACAUAAAUAAAUAUAUAUAUAAAUUAUAUCUCUAGUUUUUUGCUCCUCAGACUGUGUUUUCUAAGUUUGAACUUCUUCAUCGUGAGUUCUCUUUUCUGAGGCACUUGUAUACUUUGCAUGAACAGAAUUUGAACACUAUCCAGAAACUGUUCUGAGUGACCGACCUACUUAUGAACUCAUCAAACACUUUCUAUUUAAAACUCCGUGCCACCUUUGCCAAUAAUAUGCACAUUUCGGCUCCUCUGUACUAGUACAGUGUUUGGGAGUAGGAAUUUUUAUUCAUUUGAUAUAAUCAGAUGUUCAAAAUUGGCAAUCUUCAAACAACAGUUUCUGGCAGAAAUGGAUCUGUCUCCAAAGACAGGGGACAAUGGAUCUUAGAAGACAUCACAAGAAGAAAUUUAUGAGAUGUAUACGUAUGUACUUAAUUUUGGAAAUAAUAUAUUACUUGCUUUUCCUCCCCUGCGAGCUGUAAAGGGGAAUCUAAAAUUUCAUUAAUAAGAUGAUACACAGUUUGCUUGUCAUUAUUGGGAAUAUAUUUGCAUUUUUCUGGUGUAUCUUAAAGGUGUGCCAUUUUCCUUCUACAAUUAAACAGAAAGUAUGGAAUUGUUACUUUUUAACUGUUGGGGCCAAUAGGUUUUUAGUAUGUUAAAUGAUACUUAAUGAAUGAAGAGGUUGUGUUAUUGCAUUCACAUGUUAUUCUUUAGUAGAUAAAUAUGCUAUUUAUUAUCACAUGCAUACAUUUAUUAUUACACAAAUAAGUAAAUUUUUUUUCAAAUUAUUAACAUUAAAAAAUAUUCAAUAACAUUACAUAUAAUGUUUUAGAAAGAUAUAUAUAUCUAUCUUUCUAAGCUGAAAUAUUUUGAAGACAAAUAGCUUCAUAUAAUCAUAUUUAUAUUGUAGUAUCAUAAUUAUUUUCUUUUAUAUUUUUUCCAUAUUAUUUGAAAUCUUUAAGAGAAUCCAAGAUGCUUUUUUUUUUAUUCUGUUUAGCAAAACUUUAUUAAAUCAAUGUUUGCAUCUAGUUUAUGAAAAUAUAUUGGGGAAUUAAAAUUUCUUAUCUACUUUCUAGUCUAAAGAUAGUUUACAUUUUUUACACAAGUAGAAUCCCUUUCUUUUCUUAAUUUAUGAGAUGAUUCCUCUCUAGUCUGUUCCAUCAUUUAAAAAAAUUUUUAUCAACAUUUUCGAAUAAUUUUGACAUUCAAAAUACGAUUCCUUAACUUUUGCAACGUUUUCCUCAUGUAAGGCACUAUUUAGUUGGCCAUCAAAGAAUACACAACUGAUUAAACAUGGAUAAGUACAUCAUUUAAGUUUAUGCAUGAUUUGUAGAAAAAGUGUAAUAAAAAUUAUGUACUAUUUAAUAACAUUUCAUGUCAGUAUUAUUUAUUACUUUCUUUAGUUGAGUAUGAUAAUUUGCAGCUAAAUUAAGCAAUAAAAAUAUCAGUUUUAUUACAAAUAUACAAAAUAAAGUAUCAGCUUUGUAAGAAGAAUGGGCAACUUUUAUGAGAAGAGUACUGAAAUGUAUAAAUACUUAUAAACUGGAAAAUUUAUUUUAUGAAUUAAUAUUAUUUUAUCGAAAUAAACAAAGAAUGAAUAUAAAUUGACUAAUGAGAGAAAAAAAAAAGUAUUUAUAGAUUUUUGCUAUUUUAAAGAUUAAACAGCUAUAUUUAAUGCUGAAGAAGGGGAUUUUUUUUUUUCAAAUAUUACAACACAUUUCUUUUAUGCAUUUGAUUUCACAUUUUAUAGACAUAUAAGACCUGCAUGUACUGUUUGAAUAAAUAUAUGUGAAACUCAUUGUCUUCUAUGUCUUACUUAAACUAACACCAGAUGUUUCCUGCAUUUUGUGAACAAGUUAUGCAAUAACAUGCAACUACUACUUUCAAACAAAACACUAUAUAAAUGGUUUAUUUCUUUAUAAUUGUGAACUUCAUCAAAUAUAAAUUGUUGUUCAAUAACUACUACCCUACUUCUAACUUAAUUUAACAGAAGAUGGAAAAAUUUAUCCAUCUCUUAAACAAAGAGAAGGCAUUUGUAAAGAAAGAGGUGAAUUAAAUAUGUGUGUGUAUAUUGUUUACUGUUGAAAUAGUGAAGUAAUCUAUAAAGUUAAAGUGCUCUUUUUGGAUACUUUAUUGAUCUUAGAUCUCUAGGAACUCUUUAUGUUGUAUUUUCCUGCCAAAUGCCUUAAAUGUAAAUGUGAGGCUGUAACAUGUGUGAAUAAUUUCAAAUUAUGAUUUCUCAUGAAAGUUUUAUUUUGGUCGUAUAACAAAAUAUAGCUUUUCACUUUGAUAAUUUGAUUUGUGCUUCUGUUCAUUGUAAAUUAUUGUACAUAUAGAAUGCAGAUUUAAAAAUUUAAAAGUGUAAAUGUGUCACUUUUUAAAAAAAAUUAAAUAUACGAAUAUUUUCAUCCUGAAGUGAAAAUACUGGUACUAAAGAUUUAUCUAAUCCAAUAAAAUUAGUUAUUUAAUUUAUUCAUUAUCACAUAACUGAUUUUAAAUUAAUAUUUUAAACAAAAUAUUAACUCAAAUAUCUAAUAUUAAAAUUAUUUUUUUUUUUGUUAAAUAUAGUCAGUGAUCACCGUAGUUUAAAUUAAAUAUAAAAUCUGCAAUAAGUUUACAUAAUUUCACUGGACAACCUAUAAGUUGACAUGUCAGAAGGAUUAUUAAUUUUAAUUUUGCUUUGAAGUUUGAUUUCACUUCACAAAUAUUUUAAAAAUACUUUUAAUAGUAACAAACUAUCAUAUUUUUUCCUGUUUAAAAUUUUUUUUUAAAUUGAAAAAUAAAUUAGAUGUCUGAAGCAAACAAAUGUAGUGAUAUUUACUAAUAAACACAAAAUUUUAAAUUAUGAAUAGUAAUAGAAAAAUCAAAAGUAAAUAUUUAAUUUUACCUUUGCAGCAAAUAAAAUGCAGAAGCAAUAGACUUUUUCUGCACUGUAAAAUAAAAUACAAAGUGUUAGUUAAUCAUAAAAUAUUCAACUGGAUUUAGUUUUUAAAACAUUAUACAUUUUUCAUUAUUUCUUUAAACAUUUAUUUUUGUGUGCAAUAUUCUGUAUUUUCAAAUAAAAUUUAUAUCUAAAGAAAAUAAACCAUGAAUUAAUCUAUCAAAGAAACUUUUUGAAAAGGAUCAGAUAAAAAAAAAUUACAUAUAAUAAUGCAGUUGAAUUUUAAUUUGUAAAGAACAAAGCUAAAUUGUAUUUCUUUGAAUUAAUAUUUUUAUGGCAUAUUCUUAUUAUGAAGCUGUCCUCUUCAGUGAAUUAAAAAGGGGAAAAAAACUUUUAAUUAUAACUGAUUCCUUUUCAAAAGCUUCUAAAUAUAAUUAAGUUCUUUGAUAUGUUAUACAAAUGAUUUCUUUUGCUAUUGACUUUUGUUAUUGUUUUUUAGCAACUUGUGGCAUGUAUACACUUACUGAAAAGACAAGAUGGUUGUUAUUAUUUCAUGGAAUGGGUUGUGACUCUGGUUAAUCAGCCCAUUAGUGAAAAGUAUUUUUUUACUCUACCCACUGUUUUUUGUCCUUUGAAUUGUGGGAUGAUGCCAAUAAAUUUGAACAUAAUACUUCAA
Molecule: messenger RNA, 10441 nt
Organism: Argiope bruennichi
Lineage: Eukaryota; Metazoa; Arthropoda; Arachnida; Araneae; Araneidae
Product: plexin-B-like
Exons: 42
Coding region: 852-6641 (1929 amino acids)
Biological process (GO): regulation of GTPase activity; regulation of cell migration; semaphorin-plexin signaling pathway involved in axon guidance
Cellular component (GO): semaphorin receptor complex
Molecular function (GO): semaphorin receptor activity; protein binding
Source: RefSeq, a predicted model, not a curated record